This is a messenger RNA of Setaria italica (foxtail millet), 943 nucleotides long. RefSeq names its product chalcone--flavonone isomerase-like. Lineage: Eukaryota; Viridiplantae; Streptophyta; Magnoliopsida; Poales; Poaceae. The record is from RefSeq and is a predicted model, not a curated record. Bases 88 to 744 code for a protein of 218 amino acids. The transcript has 4 exons. Gene Ontology annotation, molecular function: chalcone isomerase activity. Gene Ontology annotation, biological process: flavonoid biosynthetic process.
CCUCCAUUCGAAUCUCUUCUGUCGCAUCUGCGCGCAGCCAGCCAGGUAAUAGACAGGCUCAAGCUCUCUCUCUGCUGCUGCGCAUCCAUGGCCUUGUCGUCGGAGGUGACGGUGGAGGGCAUCGUCUUCCCGCCGGUGGCACGCCCGCCGGGCUCCGCCCUCACGCACUUCCUCGCCGGUGGCGGUGUGCGAGGAAUGGAGGCUGAAGGCAACUUCGUCAAGAUCGCCGCCAUCGGCGUGUACCUGGAGGACGCGGCCGUCGCGGCGCUGGCGGGUAAAUGGGCCGGCAAGAGCGCCGGCGAGCUCGCGUCGGACCCCGCCUUCUUCCGCGACGUGUACACGGGCGAGUUCGAGAAGUUCACGAGGGUGACGUUCAUCUGGCCGAAGGCGGUCGCCGCCGAGGAGUUCGCGGGGAAGGUGAUGGAGAGCCGCGUGGCGUACCUGGAGGCCGCCGGCGCGUACACGGACGCCGAGGGCGCGGCCGUGGAGGAGUUCAAGGCGGCGUUCAAGAACCUGAGCCUGGCGCCGGGCGCGUCCGUCCUCUUCACCCACUCGCCCGCCGGAGUCCUCACCGUCGCCUUCUCCGAUGACUCGUCGGUGCCGGAGGCUAGCAUCGCCGCGAUAGAUAACAAGGCGCUCUGCGAGGCGGUACUGGAGUCCAUCAUCGGGGAGCGCAGCGUCUCGCCGGCGACCAAGCAGAGCAUCGCGACGAGGGUGCCGGAGAUCCUCAAGGGCGGAGCAUGAUCACUGCAUAUUAUUGUCGCUCCUACGUGUUCCAUCGGUCCUCUGCCGUGUGCCCGUGUCCGUGGUGGUGAAACAUGUCUUCUUGUUUCGGAUUCCCGUCGCUACUUGUGCGUGCCAACGCAAUCGUGGGCGUACUGUGAGAUUUGAUUGUGGUUACCUGUUGCAAGCUGCGGUUAUGGAAAUGUUGACAUAUGAUCUG